Molecule: messenger RNA, 1146 nt
Organism: Aspergillus oryzae RIB40
Lineage: Eukaryota; Fungi; Ascomycota; Eurotiomycetes; Eurotiales; Aspergillaceae
Product: cation diffusion facilitator family transporter
Exons: 2
Coding region: 1-1146 (381 amino acids)
Biological process (GO): monoatomic cation transport; transmembrane transport
Cellular component (GO): membrane
Molecular function (GO): monoatomic cation transmembrane transporter activity
Source: RefSeq, a predicted model, not a curated record
AUGGCGACGCAAACCAGAAGCCAUGGUGGCCACGGCGGUCACCAUCACCAUCACCACGGCGGCAAUGUGUACCUGACUUCCACAAACAAGAACGACGCCGGCGUUCGGAUUACGCGGAUCGGCCUGGUCGCCAACCUUGCGAUGGCAAUUGGCAAAUUUAUCGGAGGCUACGUCUUCCACUCGCAAGCGUUGAUCGCCGACGCCUACCACGCCCUUACAGAUCUCGUUUCGGACAUUCUCACGCUGGGGACAGUCGCUUGGUCGCUCAAGCCCCCAUCUGAAAGGUUCCCGAACGGCUACGGAAAGAUUGAGAGCAUCGGCGCGUUGGGUGUGAGUGGGCUAUUGCUCUGUGGAGGCGUUUUUAUGGGCCUGAACUCCGGUCAAGUUCUGUUGGACCAGUUCUACCCCCAGGCGGCGGAGGCGAUCUCUCACUUGGGACACGGCCAUUCGCAUAGUCACGGAAUCGACAUUCAUGGCCCCAGCAUUCAUGCCGCAUGGUUGGCUGCUGGGUCCAUUGUGGUAAAGGAAUGGCUGUACCACGCAACCUCGAACGCUAUCCACCACCGCAUUGAUUCCCUGACCAGCAUUGUCGCUCUGUUCACCAUUGGCGGCACGUACUUAUUUAAAGACGCCUCUUGGCUAGAUCCUGUGGGUGGACUCCUUAUCUCAUUGAUGGUCAUCAAAGCCGGAUGGGGAAAUACAUGCUCGUCACUUCUGGAGCUGGCCGAUACUGCCGUGGACGAUGAGAUCAAGGAAUCGGUGCAGAAGGCCGCUUCUAAGGCGCUCGCGAAAUUGCAGGAUAACAAUGCGAUUAAGAUCCGCGACGUUCAGGGUAUGAAAUCUGGUCAGAACUAUCUCAUGGAUAUUGAACUGGCAGUGCCGGGAGCAUGGCCCAUCAAUCGAUCUCGGGAAAUCGAGGAAAUUGUCAGAACAGCCAUCGGAGCGGGCGUCCGCGGCGUUAAGCGAGUCAAAGUGCGAUUUAUCCCCCUCGAGCAUGAAGAGUUGAAUUUCUCCGAAGAAUUCAUCCCUGCCGAAGUUGCAUCCCAAGCCAACCCGGAACCGGAGGAUGGUGACGCGGACUGUGAAGCGCACGGGCAUGAUCAUGGGCAUGAUGUGCACGAACAUGAUGCUCGCAAGAGGCGUUAA